GCCCUGCCUGGCUCUGCUCGGCUCUGCUCGGCUGUGUCGGCUCCGCCGGCUCCGCGCUCCCCGCGGUGCGGGCGGUGCGCGGUGUCCCCGGCGCCGCCAAUGACGGCGGGCGCGGGCGGCGGCGGGGCCGCGGCCGGCUGAGGUGGUGGAGGAGCGCCGCGGGCGGCGGUCCCGGCGGGACCCGCGCCCUCCCGCACGAUGUCAGCGCAGGGCAAGUUCAAGAAGGACAAAGAGAUCAUCGCCGACUACGAGGCGCAGGUCAAAGAGAUCCGAACGCAGCUGGUGGAGCAGUUCAAAUGCCUGGAGCAGCAGUCGGAGUCGCGCCUGCAGCUGCUGCAGGACCUGCAGGAGUUCUUCCGCAGGAAGGCCGAGAUCGAGCUGGAGUACUCCCGGAGCCUGGAGAAGCUGGCUGAGCGCUUCUCCUCCAAGAUCCGCAGUUCCAGAGAGCACCAGUUCAAAAAAGAUCAGCAUCUCCUUUCCCCUGUGAACUGCUGGUACCUGGUCCUGACGCAGACCCGGCGGGAGAGCCGAGACCACGCCACCCUGAAUGACAUUUUCAUGAACAACGUCAUCGUGCGGCUGUCGCAGAUCAGCGAGGAUGUCAUCAGGCUCUUCAAAAAGAGUAAGGAGAUUGGCCUGCAGAUGCACGAAGAGCUCCUGAAAGUGACCAACGAGCUGUACACGGUGAUGAAGACCUACCACAUGUACCACGCAGAGAGCAUCAGCGCCGAGAGCAAGCUGAAGGAGGCAGAGAAACAGGAGGAAAAGCAGUUCAACAAGUCAGGGGACAUCAGCGUGAACCUGCUGCGGCACGAGGACCGGCCCCAGCGGCGCAGCUCUGUCAAGAAGAUUGAGAAGAUGAAAGAGAAGAGACAAGCCAAGUAUUCAGAAAACAAGCUGAAGUGUACUAAAGCCAGGAACGACUACCUGCUGAACCUGGCGGCCACCAACGCGGCCGUCAGCAAGUACUACAUCCACGAUGUGUCUGACCUCAUCGACUGCUGUGAUUUGGGAUUCCACGCCAGCCUUGCUCGGACCUUCAGGACGUACCUGUCUGCCGAGUACAACCUGGAAACCUCCCGCCACGAGGGCCUGGACAUCAUUGAGAACGCCGUGGACAACCUGGACGCACGGAGCGACAAGCACACCAUCAUGGACAUGUGCAACCAGGUCUUCUGCCCGCCGCUCAAGUUCGAGUUCCAGCCGCACAUGGGGGACGAGGUGUGUCAGGUGAGCGCCCAGCAGCCUGUGCAGACUGAGCUGCUGAUGAGGUACCACCAGCUGCAGUCACGACUGGCCACCCUCAAGAUAGAGAACGAAGAGGUACGGAAAACGCUGGAUGCCACAAUGCAGACCUUGCAGGACAUGCUGACAGUGGAAGAUUUUGAUGUUUCAGAUGCCUUCCAGCACAGCCGCUCCACUGAGUCGGUCAAAUCAGCUGCAUCGGAGACCUACAUGAGCAAAAUCAACAUCGCCAAGAGGAGAGCUAACCAGCAGGAGACAGAAAUGUUCUAUUUCUCGAAAUUUAAGGAGUAUCUGAAUGGCAGUAACCUCAUCACAAAGCUCCAGGCUAAACACGACCUGCUGAAGCAGACUCUGGGAGAAGGUGAAAGGGCCGAGUGCGGAACAACCAGGCCCCCAUGUCUUCCCCCUAAGCCACAGAAAAUGAGGAGACCUAGGCCUCUCUCAGUGUAUAAUCAUAAACUCUUUAACGGCAAUAUGGAAACGUUCAUUAAGGACUCGGGACAGGCCAUUCCACUUGUUGUAGAAAGCUGCAUCCGCUACAUCAAUCUGUACGGCCUCCAGCAGCAGGGCAUCUUCAGAGUCCCUGGCUCCCAGGUAGAAGUCAACGACAUCAAGAACUCGUUUGAGAGAGGUGAAGAUCCCCUCGCUGAUGAUCAGAAUGAGCGGGACAUUAACUCAGUGGCUGGAGUCUUGAAGCUGUAUUUCCGAGGACUGGAAAACCCCCUCUUUCCUAAGGAAAGGUUUCAAGAUUUGAUAUCUACCAUAAAAAUGGAGAACCCCGCUGAGAGAGUGCACCAGAUCCAGCAGAUUGUCGUCACUCUGCCUCGGGCUGUCAUCGUGGUCAUGAGAUACCUCUUUGCUUUCCUUAACCACUUGUCGCAGUACAGCGAUGAGAACAUGAUGGAUCCCUACAACCUGGCCAUCUGCUUCGGGCCCACGCUGAUGCACAUUCCCGACGGGCAGGAUCCGGUGUCUUGCCAGGCCCACGUCAAUGAGGUCAUCAAAACCAUCAUCAUUCACCACGAGGGAAUCUUCCCCAGCCACCGAGAGCUGGAAGGGCCCGUCUAUGAGAAGUGCAUGACUGGAGGAGAGGAGUACUGCGACAGCCCGCACAGCGAGCCGGGCACCAUCGACGAGGCGGACCACGACAACGGGACGGAGCCGCACACCAGCGACGAUGAGGUGGAGCAGAUUGAAGCUAUAGCCAAGUUUGACUACAUUGGACGAUCUCCACGGGAGCUCUCCUUCAAGAAAGGGGCCUCACUCCUGCUGUACCAUCGGGCAUCAGAAGACUGGUGGGAAGGAAGACACAACGGGGUGGAUGGGCUCAUCCCCCACCAGUACAUCGUGGUGCAAGACAUGGAUGAUGCGUUCUCUGACAGCCUGAGCCAGAAGGCAGACAGCGAGGCGAGCAGUGGGCCACUGCUUGAUGAUAAAGCUUCCUCCAAGAACGACAUCCAGUCCCCAACGGAUCACAUCAUGGACUAUGGCUUCGGGGGAGUGAUGGGCAGGGUGAGGUUGAGGUCUGACGGCGCAGCCAUCCCUCGGCGCCGCAGCGGGGGCGACACCCACAGCCCACCCCGAGGGAUGGGGCCCGGCAUAGACACCCCUCCUCGAGCAGCAGCCUGCCCCAGCAGCCCCCACAAGAUCCCCCUCAACAGGGGCAGGAUCGACAGUCCCGAGAAGCGCAGGAUGGCGACGUUUGGCAGCGCGGGCAGCAUCAAUUUUCCAGACAGGAAGGCCCUGGCUGAUGGCCACCCCCUGAGAUCGACCUGUGGGUCCACUCGGCACAGCAGCCUCGGGGAUCAGAAAUCUCUGGAAGCAGAAGCUCUUGCUGAGGACAUCGAGAAGACCAUGAGCACGGCACUGAACGAGCUGCGGGAGCUGGAGAGGCAGAACACGGCCAAGCAGGCCCCUGACGUGGUCCUGGACACGCUGGAGCCCAUGAAGAACCCCCCAAUGGGCGCCGCCAACUCGGAGCCAGCCAGCCCCCUGCACACCAUCCUGAUCCGGGACCCCGACGCGGCCAUGCGGCGCAGCAGCAGCUCCACCACGGAGAUGAUGACCACCUUCAAGCCGGCGCUGUCGGCCCGGCUGGCCGGGGCGCAGCUGCGGCCGCCGCCCAUGCGGCCGGUGCGGCCCGUGGUGCAGCACCGCUCCAGCAGCAGCAGCAGCUCGGGGGUGGGCAGCCCUGCCGUCACCCCCACCGAGAAGCUCUUCCCCAGCAGCUCGGCAGAUAAAUCGGGCACCAUGUAGGCUGGGGCGCGGGGACCACAGCGGGAGAGCCGCGGCCCAGGUGGCGGGAGCGGGGCCGGACACGGCAAAGCCUCGCUGGGCCGAGCUGGGGCUCAGAGCCCUGCUGGGGGAGCCUCUCCAAAAGGGAACAGCGUAGCCUGGGCCUGGUGCUGUACAUACGUGUGUGUGUGUAUGUACAUAUGUGUGCACACACCCUAUCCAUGCAGAAACACUUCCCGAGCUUGCAGUCCUAUAGCAGGAGGAGACAGCAGGUCUGCGUGUCAGCACUGGAGAACACAUGCUCUCUGUAGGAGUAUAUUAAGAACAAAAUGUACAGAAUUCAGUGACUUUUUAAAACAGUAGAUUUACCUCAGAAACUGGCUCUGAAAUGUCCUCUCUGGAGAUGGUGGGUUGGGCUGGGUUUCCCAGACUGUGCAUGGGUGGGGGCCCACACCGCAGCAGCCAUGCGUCGAGCAAUACAAGGCCAUCCUGGAAUUUAGUUUCUGCACCUCUUGGCAUUUAAAAAAAAGGGAUGGGGAUACAGUGGGGUCCGUUCACUGCUGGGUUGUAGAGAAGAGCUGGAAAUCCAUAAAUGAUGGUGUGUGUCCAGCCUGCUGGAGUCUGUUCAGUCCUGAAUCCUGAGACAUCUUUGUGUGCCUGUGAUGCCCCAGGCAGCAGGGACAGAGUGAGCUGAGUGCCGUGAGUGUGGACAGAGCGAGGUGUGCACCAUCACCUUCACACAGGAGGAGGAUGCUGUGCUGCACUGGGGCCAUGGAAUGCUGCUUUUCUGGAAGGUUUCAGAAUGAACAAGGACUAGUGACAAACCUGUGGUAAAGUGUGGACUAACUUACACAGUUUGGAGAUACUUCAUCUCCCUUUCCCCGCACACUUUUCUUUUUCUUUUUUUUUUUUUUUUUCAAUUAAUAAGAAGACAACCCAAUGGUCUCUCGACAGUUGGGCGUAAGCAGUGAGGAGGUUUGGCACCACCAUAUUCCUCGGUGUGAAGCUGCCCAACGGCACAGGGGGUCUCGGUUCAGAGUGCGUGAUCCUGCAUGAGAAGCAUGAGCCAUAUUUGACCGUGUCAGAUGCAGAACCAAUCUGAUGGGUGAUACUUUGCACUUUCUGUACUGUACCAUAUAAUACAACUGUUUGAGUUAUGCAAAGGAAUCUACAUUUUGUUUUACCCAGAGAAAAAAUAUGCAGAAAGCUGGGGAUUGCAUGGUCCUGUCUGAUAAUCCAGGCUCUGCUCUAAGCGCUGAAUCCAAGACGCUCUGUGCUUCUCCUGCAGCUUUUCCUUGUACAGAUUUCCAUGCAAUGUCCCAUGGUUUGAUUUGGCACUUCCCCAUGGUCAUGUACUAAUGGCUCCUUAAUGUUCAUCCUUCCUCCCCACUCUCUCUGACCCUGCUGCUUUGUCUGUGCCUGGGCAAAGACGCCCGCAAACCCUCCUGCCUCACUCAGCAGCCACCUGCCCCUGCCCGGGCCUGUGCUUUGUCCCCCCUUCACCUUCCUCACCGCUCCAGCACCACUGCGGACCCCAGCUCUGCAGGAGGAGCAGCCUGACUUCCAGAAGGUGGUAGAGGCACCGGUCAGGGCAGUGGAGCCCAGUGGUCCUGCCAGGGCUCAUGUCUGAGCCUGGGAGCUCACCCUCAUGUGAGUCCGCCUGCACCUCCAUAUGUGCCCCUCUCCACCUGCUCCUCCUCCAUGCCUGCACUUCCAUAUCCCUACCUCCACCCCUGAACCUCCUCCUCCAUGCCUGCACUUCCCUAUCCAUACCUCCACCCCUGAACCUCCUCCUCCAUGCCUGCACUUCCCUAUCCAUACCUCCACCCCUGAACCUCCUCCUCCAUGCCUGCACUUCCAUAUCCAUACCUCCACCCCUGAACCUCCUCCUCCAUGCCUGCACUUCCAUAUCCAUACCUCCACCCCUGAACCUCCGUAUCUGUCCCUCCAUGCCUGCACCUCCACGCUCCGGGCACGGUGCCGGCGUCACAGACCCAGUAUCACAGACCCGGCUGGACCGGCCGGUGCCUGUCCCGUGCCCAGCGCGUGUCCCCUCACCCCCUGCUCUGCCAGCCCUGUAUAUAUUGCCGUACUUGCUUAGUUGCUGGAAAGUAACUGUUAACCUGUAAACUGUACAAAAAUAGGCUAAGAUUAGAUAAAAACCGAUGCCACUCACCAAAUCUUUGCACUUAGUAGGUAGCUCGAUGUAAAAAUAAACCCAGUAAUAAUACUAGUAACCCUGAAGGGAAGCAAAGCCGCCGGCGCCCGUCGCAGAGCCCAUGGGGAGCAGCUCUGCCCAUGUCCCUCCUGUCCCAUCGGCAGGGACUACGGUGUGUGUGUGCUUGUCUGUGAACGUCCUUGGCAUUUGUAACGACCACAGUUGGUUCAUGUUGGUGUUUAUUUCUCCAUCAUCCCCCUUUCCUGGUGCAGCCCCCGGCCCGGCCCAGGGCAGUGGCAGCAGAUGUUCCACCAGGCCGGGCUGCUCACGGCCAUGUGCUGGGAAGGGAAGGACCCGUUUGGCAUGAGCGCUGUGUCUGUUGCCAGUAAUUAUUAUUUUUAUUUCCGUUUAGUUCCUGGAGAACGUUCACUUUGCCAGUUUCCUUUUUUUUAAUAUUAUUUCCAAGAUGACUUGAGAGCAAACCCAUGUUCAUAGGGGUUUUAUUUCCUCCCUUCUUACUUUUGGAGAUACGGUACAAGUUCCGGUGUCUUUCUAUUAAAUUAUUGCCUUUCAUUUUCCUUUGUUUUGUUUUGUUGUGGAUUUUUAAUACAAUUGUUUUCUUAUCUUUAAGUGCCUUUUUGAGCACCAGAACAAAUGGUUGGAGUUCAGGCCUGGGAGCUGUACACACAUGGGUUUGUCUGGGCAGUUGUGUUGUGCUGGAGGCGAUUGCUUUUAAAGUCCUUCCAUUUUUCUGUUUAAUGAAAAGGGAACAAAGACUUUUUGUUGGAGAAUAAACUCCCCCUUUGUAAUACAGUAUUCCAAGUGUAGUUUUAACUACUGUAAAUUUAAGGGAAGAAAUGUAUUUUUCUGUAAGCGAACUUGGCACAGAAUUGAACCACGUACAUUGUAGGAGCAUCAUAACUGGAACCUGGUCACGGUUUGGGAGUAACCAACCCUGACCCUCGGUGCCUCCCCGAGGGCACAGACUGUGCGUGGGCCUCACAGAGUUUCUGUGAGAGCCCCGGGCCGGGAGCAGGGUGCAGUGUGCUCCUGCCCCCCGCAGCACCGCGGGCGAGGGGCCGCGCAGCCCCCGGGACCCCCAGCCCUGAGGGGGGGCGGCUGUUCCUCUGCUGUGCAGAGCGAGCGCUGAUCUCAGCCCGGUUCCCCCAGCUCUGCCCCGUCCAUCCUGUGGUGCCAGGGCAGUUUGGCCCUCGCCAGGGCCCGGCAUGGCCUGGGAUGGUGCUGACCGAGCGUGACGGUACCGCAGCAGCCCCUUCCCCGUACAGAGCCUCAGCGAUGCGCGCGGUCCCCGGGGUGGAGAUGACAGUGCACUUUGUUCCUUAGGCUGAAGUCCCCUGGUAGGUCGUUUCUGUAACCCUGGGUGUGUCAUUUCCCUAGCGGUGUUGUGGUUCUCAGGGGCGGCAGUAGAUGUCCCGAGCCUGAUGUGCUUCGCGUGGCUGGGCCGUGAGGUGUGGUGGGGACGGGGUUGGUUACGCCGGGCAGCCGUGGGGAACUGCUGGCUGCUGCCCCUUGUACCGGUCCUCCUCCUCCUCCCCGGUGUUGUCUCUGUACUGUAUGGUGAGAUGCCGUCAGCUAGAGUGUCUGAGUGGGUCCUUGUGUGUGCUGGUGAUGCCAUGUAGAUGAAGCCACUGGUUGGGUGUGGACUCAUCCCGUUGAAUAAACUGCUUAACUUUUCUCAAAAA
Messenger RNA from Myiozetetes cayanensis, 7341 nucleotides. RefSeq names its product SLIT-ROBO Rho GTPase activating protein 3 (gene SRGAP3). Gene Ontology annotation, molecular function: protein binding. Gene Ontology annotation, biological process: negative regulation of cell migration; signal transduction. NCBI's taxonomy places the organism in Eukaryota, Metazoa, Chordata, Aves, Passeriformes, Tyrannidae. The record is from RefSeq and is a predicted model, not a curated record. The transcript is spliced from 22 exons. Gene Ontology annotation, cellular component: cytoplasm. Bases 199 to 3501 code for a protein of 1100 amino acids.